This is a messenger RNA of Dothidotthia symphoricarpi CBS 119687, 969 nucleotides long. RefSeq names its product ribose-phosphate pyrophosphokinase 4. The record is from RefSeq and is a predicted model, not a curated record. Gene Ontology annotation, cellular component: cytoplasm; ribose phosphate diphosphokinase complex. Bases 1 to 969 code for a protein of 322 amino acids. Gene Ontology annotation, biological process: ribonucleoside monophosphate biosynthetic process; purine nucleotide biosynthetic process; 5-phosphoribose 1-diphosphate biosynthetic process. The transcript is spliced from 5 exons. Gene Ontology annotation, molecular function: ribose phosphate diphosphokinase activity; magnesium ion binding. NCBI's taxonomy places the organism in Eukaryota, Fungi, Ascomycota, Dothideomycetes, Pleosporales, Dothidotthiaceae.
AUGGCUACCAACAGUAUCAAGCUACUCACUGGAAACAGCUAUCCGGAGCUUGCCCGCCUUGUGGCUGACAGGCUCGGAAUAGAGCUGACCAAGAUCUUGGUACUGCAAUAUUCAAACCAAGAGACGUCUGUGACCAUUGGCGAGUCUGUCAGAGACGAAGAUGUAUUCAUCUUGCAAUCUACGCCGCCUGGCGACAUCAACGAUGCUCUGAUGGAGCUUCUGAUCAUGAUCAAUGCGUGCAAGACAGCAUCUGCACGUCGUAUCACCGCCGUGCUUCCAAAUUUCCCAUAUGCUCGUCAGGACAAAAAGGACAAGUCACGCGCACCAAUCACGGCUAAGCUCAUGGCGAACAUGCUACAAACCGCUGGCUGCAACCACAUAAUCACAAUGGAUCUCCAUGCGAGUCAGAUUCAAGGCUUCUUCAACGUCCCCGUGGACAACCUCUAUGCGGAACCGAGUACGUUGAGAUGGAUUCGUGAGAACUGCGAUGUCCAGAACUGUGUCAUUGUUAGUCCAGAUGCGGGAGGCGCGAAAAGGGCGACCUCGAUCGCUGACGGCCUCAAUUUACCAUUUGCCCUCAUCCACAAGGAGCGCACUCGCCCCAACGAAGUCUCAAGAAUGACACUAGUUGGAGAAGUUACAGGCAGAACAGCCAUCCUUGUCGACGAUAUGGCCGAUACUUGCGGUACCCUUGUCAAGGCUGCAAGUGUGCUGAUCGAGCAGGGUGGUGCGAAAGACGCCAUCGCUAUUGUCACUCAUGGCAUUCUGAGCGGCAACGCCAUUGAAGCUUUGAAUGGCAGUCAACUCAAAAAGAUCGUUGUUACCAACACUGUUCCUCACGAGGACAAGAAGGAGGUUUGCGACCGCAUCGAAACGAUCGACAUCAGUCCUACUCUCGCCGAGGCUUGUAGACGAACACACAACGGCGAGAGCGUGUCUUUCCUCUUCAAGCACGCACCCGCCGACUAA